Messenger RNA from Musca domestica (house fly), 856 nucleotides. RefSeq lists its product as uncharacterized. The transcript is spliced from 3 exons. The record is from RefSeq and is a predicted model, not a curated record. NCBI's taxonomy places the organism in Eukaryota, Metazoa, Arthropoda, Insecta, Diptera, Muscidae. The coding region runs from base 49 to 792 and encodes 247 amino acids.
UUCUAUUGAUCGGUCUUUGUUGUUGUUGAUGUUGCAUGUCCUUUCGUGAUGUUGGCCGGUAAUUCCAGAAGGCUUCUUAUCAGAGCAUGUUCACCUCAAUUCAAUUCCAAGUUGUUGAUGGCCACAACAAAACAAACAACAGAAGGAGGUGAUAAUAAAAAUGAUGCAUCAAUGCAAUCUUACCACAAGCAAUUGGAUGCACUAAAGGUCAGCAGCAAUGCAUGGACAAAAUCGACAUUUGGAGAAUUUGCCGAAAAGAUGAUACUGCAUCGUUUCGAAUAUCUACUUGAGAAGACCAGUUACAUGGAGGAGUUGAGAAAGUCCCAGAAGCGUAUGUUGGAAAUACAGAAAAACUUAUAUGAAAAUGCUGAAAAAAGACGUACAAUUAUCAAAAAAUUAAAUGACCUAAUGUCCGAUAAUGGUAACCAAGGAAAUCAACUACCAACCACUAAAGUCUUGAACAUUGCAUCACAAAAACAACUAUGGCAUGAAUACAACAAACUCGAACAAGAAGAAUUGUCGUUGGCCACACGAUCAGUACUAGCUAUCAACGAGACAUAUGAAGCUGAAAAAUUACAUACAAAAUUAAUGCGGUCCUUUGGUAUCCUUCUAACGAUUGCCAGCUCUCUGCUAACCUUGGUUUUGUCCUAUCUAAUACGUCGGGAGCCACAACAACAGCAUCAAUAUGCACAUAUCAUGGCUGGAAAAAAUCAAUCAAACGCUGAAUCAUGGACGUCGUAUUUGCAUAGAAAUACGAAAUGGGCGUAUAGUUGGGUCGAUCGAUUUCGUUAAUCUUAAGAAAAGUUGAUAUAAAAUAAAUCAUUUUGAAAUAAAUAAAUUUGUUAAUAAGAACAAG